AUGCUGAGAGGGAAUAUACUGUUGGUGAUGCUGAGAGGGAACAUACUGUUGAGGGGACAUACUGUUGGUGAUGCUGAGAGGGAACAUACUGUUGGUGAUGCUGAGAGGGAACAUACUGUUGGUGAGGCUGAGAGGGAACAUACUGUUGGUGAGGCUGAGAGGGAACAUACUGUUGGUGAGGCUGAGAGGGAGCAUACUGUUGGUGAGGCUGAGAGGGAGCAUACUGUUGGUGAGGCUGAGAGGGAGCAUACUGUUGGUGAGACUGGGGGCCUUUGUGCCUGGCUGGCAGUGCUGGCGGGGUCGAGUCCCCAAGAGGCCAUCGAUGAUGUUUUCUCCCUUUCUCAUGGUGCUUCUUUCCCCCCGUCUGCAUUCAGGGCCAAGUCGACUGACGAGGCUCUGGCGGCCUCCUUUGGCGCCACCUUCUUCCCCGCGCUCUUCCUGCACAAGGCGGACGGCACCAGGCAGCUCUACGACGGCCCACUCAAGCCCGAGCCAAUCGCGGCCUUCCUCGAGCAGUUCGCCGCCCCGGCCGAGCCCGUCGCUGACUCAGCAACAGCUGGCGAGGCGGAGGCGGGCAGGGCAGGGUCGGCGGGGGAGGAGGGGCUAUCGCGGUGGGUUCGGCAGAUGAGGGGCGCGAAUUUCAGCAGCCAGGUGCUGCAGCGCGAGGAGAUGUGGAUGGUUGCACUCGCCUCCUCGUCUGAGGAGUGCAGGGAGGUGAAGGAGGAGUUUGAGAAGACAGCAGAGGAGAUUGUGGGCAUGUGCCUCUACUUCCCUGCUAAUAACUUUGCAGGAUUCUCGUGGCAGUGUAGAGUAGUCGCAUGUGCUUGUAUCU
Closterium sp. Naga37s-1 is the source of this 832-nucleotide messenger RNA. NCBI's taxonomy places the organism in Eukaryota, Viridiplantae, Streptophyta, Zygnematophyceae, Desmidiales, Closteriaceae. The record is from the annotation of a GenBank genome assembly.